This is a messenger RNA of Arachis stenosperma, 3235 nucleotides long. Its product is annotated as DNA excision repair protein ERCC-1. The coding region runs from base 241 to 1467 and encodes 408 amino acids. Gene Ontology annotation, molecular function: single-stranded DNA binding; damaged DNA binding. NCBI's taxonomy places the organism in Eukaryota, Viridiplantae, Streptophyta, Magnoliopsida, Fabales, Fabaceae. Gene Ontology annotation, cellular component: nucleus; nucleotide-excision repair factor 1 complex; ERCC4-ERCC1 complex. The transcript is spliced from 12 exons. Gene Ontology annotation, biological process: nucleotide-excision repair; mitotic recombination; UV-damage excision repair. The record is from RefSeq and is a predicted model, not a curated record.
CAUCCCUUACCAUUAAUCCCCUCCAACCGUCGCAACUUCCUUCCCCUCCAUUGCGCACCACCGUCGGAACGUCGAAGCCUCCGUCCCGCAGUCGUCCCGCAGUCGUCCCGCCGACGCCAACUCUGUUCCACCUUCAGCCUUCGAUCGUGCUCCACUGCUCCCUGUCCCCCUCUUGCGCCAGCUCUGCCCUGUUCUGCGCUCCCUCAGUCCCUGUUAAUCUGUGAACUGAGGAGGUGGAAAAUGGAGAAUGAGUUGAAAGAGCAGAACAAUAAGAAGAACAACGACGGCGCGAACAAGAAGAGCUCCGUAGUGAUCAAGAUACCUUCCUACGAAGAAGUUCUCCAAAGCUCGCAACAAAAAUCAACUCCACCUUCACUCUUCCUUCCCUCGCAAACAUUCUCCCAAGCCUUUUCCUUCGUCAAAUCCUCUGAGUUCUACGCUCCUCCGCCUCCUACCACCAACGCCGCCACCACCAUCACCGCUGCUUCUUCUUCAAUUUCAAGGGAAAGUUCUCAAUUGAACCCUCCAUCUUCAACUUCGACGUCUUCUGCUGCUGCAGCUUCGUCUCAAGUCGCUCAAAGUCGCAAUGCCAUCCUUGUUAGCCACAGACAGAAAGGAAAUCCGUUGCUUAAACACAUUAGGAAUGUUAGAUGGACCUUUGCUGAUAUUGUUUGUGACUACUUGCUGGGUCAAAGCUCAUGUGCACUCUAUCUCAGUCUCCGGUAUCAUUUGCUGCAUCCAGACUAUUUAUAUUAUAGAAUAAGGGAGUUACAGAAGAAUUUCAAGCUUCGAGUAGUCUUAUGCCAUGUUGACGUGGAGGAUGUAAUGAAGCCUCUUCUUGAAGUUACCAAAACAGCUCUGCUUCAUGACUGCACCCUUCUAUGUGGAUGGAGCUUGGAGGAAUGUGGCCGUUACUUGGAGACCAUAAAAGUAUAUGAAAACAAGCCUGCAGACAUUAUUCAAGGCCAAAUGGAUACAGACUAUCUGUCACGGCUAACACACGCCCUUACAACUGUCCGACAUGUUAACAAGACUGAUGUAGUUACCCUUGGUACCACAUUUGGGUCUUUGUCUCACAUUAUGGGUGCAUCUAUGGAAGAUCUAGCUCGCUGCCCUGGCAUAGGUGAGCGCAAGGUCAAGCGCUUGUUUGACACGUUUCAUGAACCCUUCAAGCGAUUGGAAUCCAGCAGGCAAGUCAUUCCAGAGACGUCUGUCCAGGAUAAGACAGCUAGUCCUGAUAUAUCAGCUAACAAUGAUGCUGAACCUUGCUCCUUGAAUGAAGACAAGCAAAAGGACGCUGAAGAUGUGAACAAACGCAAGGAGAAAGAACCUGAACUUACUGUCAAAUCUGCCCUCUCUGAAGCCUUUGCCAAAUAUUCUAACAGAAUUGGCAAGAGGAAUAAGACUUCACAAGUAGAGGAGAAAGUAGAAUCAGGUGCUGUUAGAAAAUCAGAGGCUGAAAAAUAAUUACAUGAUGCUUUCCACCAGCGGUUAAAGUUUUCCGUUAAGCAUGAUAUUCUUUUAAAAUUUGAAAGCUCGGUUUAUAAAUCCACAAUCUAGAGCCAGCAUGGCACUGCACUUUGAUUCUAAAUCAGAAUGCCUUUAAUUGAUUGUGGACUUUUCCUGCCCUGCAUAUGCAUUAGGGUAGUAUUUGACAUACAACCUUGGUGGGGUAUAAGCGUUGAUCCAGAUUCCAUAUAUAGAAUUAGGAAUGGGAUUCUGGAGUUGAGAAUUUAACUGUUGAUUGUUAAUGCACUUAGCAAGCACCAACUUUUAAAUAUGACUACGUUUAAUUCAUUGGUUUAUUCCAUUUCGAUUAAGAAUUCUAUAUGUUCUUUCAUCAUUUCUAGUAGAAGGCAUCUGGGUUGCUGCCCAUGCAUGGAUGCGCUUAAAAUGGUUCGUUAGGUUUGGAACUUCUUUAGUACAUGAUAUUACACUUUCUUUUUCACUUUCCAUUCUCCACAUUCAAGAAAUUAUGUUAGUAACUUGCUUUUAGAGUUGACUUUAUCCAACUAUUUUGAUUUUUUUCCUCAUGCUAUUAUGUUCUUCUCAUGUUCUUGAGUGUUUUGGGCUGAAACCAAGCAUAAAGGAGAAUGACUUGGAGGGUGUAGUUAUAUCAAAAGAUUGAAAGUUGGUGCUCUUUAGGUACAUUUUUACAAAAUUGACUUUCAGAUCAAAUGUUUUUAAUUUCGAUAACCUUAUAGAAAAUUUAGGACAAAAUAUAGUGUUCGUACUGCUAUGUAUAACAAUAGUUGUAUACCAUUUGCUUGCUAAAAGAUGUGUAUUAUGCCCUUUCCAUUUUCUGCUCCUGGUGGGGUAUUGCACUUCUCUACUUUAGGUGGCACUAGGAAAAUAAUUUCUAUUUUAUGUUAUGAGAAUGUCUUCCAGGACAUUUCACUCCUCGAGAUCCUGGUUCUCUCUGCAUUGCAAAUACUCUUUAGGUAAUUGUUUCAUUUCAUCAAUUUUAUGCUAUUUCUUUGUUUUCUCCGGUUAGUAGCACUAACUUAUCUUGAUUCUGAGUGUUGGCUGCCAUUAUCAUUUUCCUUCAUCUUUUUCUCAUGAAAAUAUAAGGGUUUCUUACAUGCUUUUUAUGGAAUUCCUUCACUUUCAACCUGUAAUGUAGUGAUUCCAAACAGGUCACCCCUAUUCUUAUGCCAGUACCCAUUUACUUCUUAUAUCUUAGGUGCCAAUGCUGUAACUUGAGCUGUCCCAGAAAGAAACUAGAUUCAUUUGCCCUCCUUGUGAGUGCUCUAUAACUAACCCAGGAGACAAGGACAUGUUCUCCAGGGGCCCGCUUAAUAUCAACUGGUACACGCCCUGUAAGCAAUUCAAGAAGAACCACACCAUAGCUGUAAACAUCCGAUUUUGUGGCUCCACUCUUGUUGGAAGACUUUUGUCGACGGAGCAAGAAUAGGACAAAGAAAAUGGUGAGAAGUACGGUAACUGUGGUGGCCGCUGCAAUGGCUAUGAGAAUGGUUUUGGAGGGGAGAUGAGCAUGGCUAUGCUCAUGAUUUUCUGAAUGCAAUUGGUGCUGUGCGUAUGACUGGCUCUUUGUGUCAACACUUGGUAUAGUAGUAGUAGUAUUAACAUCCAUGAGAGAUCAAGAAAACUAAGAAUACAAAGAAAAACACUGAUAUAAACGGCUUCUUGUUUGAGGGGAAAAGGAGGUUUUAAUGAGAAGCAAGAGAGGGUCUAGGAGGGGUUUUUGUUUAAAGAAGACAAAUAGGGGGUGCAA